CGCUAUUUCGACUGGGGAUAAGCAAGUGUGAUUAAGGAGGAACUGAGGAGUUGUGAAAGAAGAGAAUGCAAUGACGUCGCUGCUAUGCUAAGAGAUGCUCAAUGCGGACUGAUAAACAACACUGAAUCGUUUCUGCUGGGAAUGUUGGAGGCGCGUGCUCUAUUCUCAUUUCGCGGGCAUUCGUAAUAGACGCCGUGCUUCGAUGACCACUUUCCCUUGAAGAUCGCGAUGUUUCUUCCAAUUUUUUCGGUUCUUCUUUCUCUACGUUUAGAGAUGUAUCCAGUCCCUUAAUCUCGUUUUUACUCGAGUCCAAUGGUUGAUGGUUUUCUUCGAUUGAAACACGUCCCAUUUCCAUGCCGUCCUUGGAAUUAUAACGAGACGAUCGUAUCCAUUCUUGUCGUUCACUCGUGUCGCGCAAUAUUUCUAUCCGUAAAAAGUGUUCCACGCCAAAUUGCUGGGUUUCAAGCGUAGUUGGGCAUUCUUCCGGGAUGCUCAUCGCUAAGCUAAAGUUGUCCAAUCCAUACACACACCGCGUCAGUUUCGUCCAAAUUCUUCGCGUCACUCGUUCUGUGUUCGUGCUGUUGCGCAUUCGAAUCUCGGGCACAAUACGUUCCACACUUUCCAGCUGCACGUGUAUUUGUCGGAUAGCUCCGCGCAUUUCAUUAAUUUCUAGCAGCAUCAUCUCGCCGGCUAAAUAUUUCGAUUUAUUGAACAUGACUCGACAUAUAAGCUUCUGUUGAUUGGCAAUCUCAUACCUUGUCGUCAUUCGACUAAGUGUUUCUUCUCUCCUCAGCAAUCCCAACAUUUCUCCUUCUUUAUCGUUCUCUUCUUCCUCUGGUGUAAAUCCCUGCUUGCGAGAACGAUGCUCUCCUGCUGCGUAUGCGGUCCCGUCUGCUUCGAGUAAUGAGAACAAAAACUGAUCAAACUUUUGUUUUCCAUUGUUGUCAUCAUGUUGAUCAUCCAGUGGCCACCGCUCAGCUGUUAAUGCGCCUUCCAUGUUUUUCUCGUUCACUUCUGCGGGCUCCAUAUCAAAGAUGGGUUUAUGCACAUCGGCAAACACGUUUGGACCAGCAAUAGAUAUUUGGCUGAACUUUCCUAGCGGUAAAUCUGGCCUUUGCUUGCUGUUUGGUAGAAAGUUGAUUUCAAAUUCAUAUUCCACACAAGCAUUGUUGUCCGGAAACUGUGCACCGACCACCAAUCUAUGCUGAAAUUGAAAGGCGAUACCUUUGUAAGAAGGAACAGUCUUUAAAGGGAUCCUUCUUCGCAAGUGAAACCAUUGGCUUUCUCCUGGUGCCAAUGACAAAUCCACUCCUAGGAUAUCUGGGCGAGUCAUGUACACGGGCGUCGCAUUUUCUUCUUGUUGUUCUGAUGCUUCUGUCAACGUGCUAGCUUGAUUGAAGCCUAGUAAGCUUCCAAACAUUCCGCUAAGUGCAUUGGAAACCGAAUAACUGGUAGCCGCUUUCGGAAUAUGCACCAAACCGCUCAUAGUUCGCUUAUUGAGUAGUCCUUGACGCUGCACAUCUUCAAAUUCAGAUACACGUACUAAUGUUGGAUCUAGAUACAUUUCUCCAUGUAUGGAUGCAUAACACAGCAGCAGUUGCAAUUGACUCUGUGCUGUUUUGGCAUUGGUAAUCUUUACGAUACAAUCAAACGUCUCGCCUACCUGCACCGCAUCUGAUAAACAUUUAAUCUCCACUUGGCAUUCUGACAUGUUCUUUUUCUCUCACACUGUAUAAUGUCUGCAACCUCACAACCGUAGGUCAAUAUGUAAACAAUGCGUGUUCUAGAAAGUGUUUUAACGGGAAUUAAGCAAAGUGGAAUGAAAAACACUUACUUAGUUUUGCAAAAAAAAAUUUUCAUUCAAUGGCAUUUCUGCCGAUUCUCUAUACUUAGGUUUGCUUUUUCUAGUCGUAAGCGUGAUGGGUGAUUCCAUUGUCAUAGUCAGGUUCUCCUUUUACGAAUUGUUCCUUCCAUAUCCCUAUAUAGGAUUCCAUAGUUGAGUGGAACUUCUUAAAACGUUUACGGAUUUGCAAGCUUCGUAUCCCUAAACCCGGAAAGACUUAGGAAAAGAAGGUAGAACGAAAGUUUGUACAAUUUGUCAACAUUUACGACUCGUAGUAUUUUGUCGUAUUUGUAUCCUCGUCAGAAUGAAUAAUUCUGACAUUCGAAGCUUUUUUGGUGGGGGAAAUAAGCAGAAAAAACAAACCACUACUCCCCAAAGAGAUACUGCAAGUGAAAAAACUUCUCAAAGGAAGAAACGCAUCGUUCUUUCCGACGAUGAAUCUGAAGAUGCUGAUUCUGGUCCCGCUUCCAAUGGUUCCGCGAAGGAAGCUAGCCCAGCAAUUCAAAAAAGACAAAAAGUGAAUGCUACUCCAUCAGCAACGGAGUCUGAAAUUGCGACUGAGGAAAAGAAUAUAGCUCCUGCAGAGAAUUCUGAUCUCCAUGCUAAUGAUAAUGUACUAUCGUCGCCCGUUGUAUCCAUACCGAGAGCUUCUUCACGAGUGGCCAAGGCUUCCUAUCCUAAUUUGGAGUCUUCAGAAGAGGUAAAAAAAGAAGAAAGUGACCCUCCUUCAGCUCCAGCGCCUAAGCGAACCCGUCGCACCCUUCCUCCUAGUGUUUCAGAAACGCCUGAAGUCCCGAAAUCGGCAGCCCCUGCCCCAAAGAAAUCGAAUACAAAAUUGAAAAAUCUUCCCAGAUUUUCCUCAGAGGCUACAAAGGUUUUGGAAUCAGUACCUCUAAUUGAUAUUGAUUCCAUUGGAGUUAUGGCACCUGGCGGUUUUUAUGAUCGUGCUGACACUACACAAGCCCCUGGAUCAAAGUCGGUUCCUAUAGGAAAUGAUAAUUGUCUUUCAGGCUUAAGUUUUGUUAUUACUGGUAUUCUAGAGACUUUGACCCGUCAAGAAGCUACCGAUAUAGUAAAGAAAUAUGGUGGAAAGGUAACCGGUUCCCCUUCGAACAAAACGGAUUUUAUUCUUUUGGGCGAGAAUGCUGGUCCUCGAAAAGUCGAAACGAUAAAGCAGCACAAAAUUCCGGCAAUUAAUGAGGAUGGUCUAUUCUAUUUAUUGAAAAAUCUUCCUCCGUUGGGCGGAUCCGGAGCUGCCGCUCAAGCUGCCCAAGUAAAGCGUGAGCAAGAAGACCUAAAAAUUCGUGAAACUGCUGCUAGGCUUGCUCCAGAGCCCACUUCUCAAAAACUCCAACAUAAUAAUCAGCUAUGGACGACGAAAUAUGCUCCCGCCUCUCUAAAGGACAUAUGUGGUAAUAAAGGUGUUGUGCUUAAGCUUCAGAAAUGGUUACAAGACUGGCCCAAAAACUUGAAAUCUAAUUUUCAUAAGCCUGGUCCUGACGGUUUAGGCUUAUAUAAAGCUGUCUUGUUGUCGGGACCCCCAGGAAUUGGCAAAACUACCGCAGCACAUUUAGUUGCUAAUCUAGAGGGAUUCGAUAUUUUGGAAUUCAACGCUAGUGAUACUCGAAGUAAGCGUCUCUUAGAUGAACAAUUACAAGGCGUAACUGAUAGUCGUUCCUUGGCUGGAUAUUUUUCUUCCUCGUAUGUACCAGUUGACCAAGGCAAGUCACGCUUGGUUCUAAUUAUGGAUGAAAUCGACGGCAUGUCUUCUGGUGAUCGUGGUGGUGUGGGACAACUAAACGUGCUUAUCAAAAAUACAAAAGUUCCCAUUAUCUGUGUAUGUAAUGAUAGAUCGCAUCCAAAACUAAAACCUCUUGAUCGGACGACUUUUGAUUUGCGCUUUCGGCGCCCCGAUGCUAACUCACUGCGUUCAAGGAUUAUGUCGAUAGCUUACCGUGAAGGAUUGAAACUAUCACCGCAAGCAGUGGAUAUGCUUGUCCAGGGGACAUCAUCCGAUAUGCGUCAAAUUGUUAAUUUGCUUUCUACUUGGAGAUUGGGAAGCAAAGAAAUGAAUGUUCAAAAUAGUCAAUCAGCCGUGAAGCAAGCUGAAAAACACAUAGUGAUGAAGCCCUGGGAUAUUUGCAGUCGAUACUUGCAUAGCGGAUUAUUCCAUCCUUCAAGCAAAGCUACGAUUAACGAUAAAUUGGAGUUGUACUUUAAUGAUCAUGAAUUUUCUUAUUUGAUGGUACAAGAAAAUUAUCUCAACACAACCCCCGAUCGAACUCGACAGGAGCCACCCAAAAUGGCAAACUUGAAACAUUUAGAAUUAAUCUCUAAAGCCGCUGACUCUUUUUCCGAUUCUGAUCUUGUUGACAAAAUGAUCCAUGGUCCUCAGCAGCACUGGUCAUUGAUGCCGACACAUGCUUUGUUAUCAUGUGUAAGGCCAGCAUCGUUCGUUGCUGGGUCUGGAUCUAGACAAAUUCGAUUUACUUCUUGGUUAGGAAAUAAUUCUAAAACAAACAAGCUUUACAGAGUACUUCGCGAACUUCAACUUCAUAUGCGUCUGAGGGUGUCUGCGAAUUCUUUGGAAGUCCGACAGCAUUAUGUUCCCCUAUUAUAUGCGUCGUUGCCAAUGCGCCUAGUUAAAGAACAAGGAGAAGCCAUUCCUGAUAUUAUCAAAUUAAUGGAUGACUACUUCUUAAACCGUGAUGAUUUUGAGGCAAUAAUGGAAAUAACCUUACCUGCCGAUGUCGGUGAGCAAUUGAUGAAAGGAGUAUCUACCAGUGUCAAGUCGGCAUUCACGAGAAAAUAUAAUUCUACGACACAUCCAAUUGCUUUCAUUGGUUCGAGCGAUGUACUUCCCACGAAAGGUUCACGCGCUCCAGAAGUACCGGACGUGGAAGAUGCUCUGGAAGCUGAGGAUGAAAUUGUGGAAGCUGAAAGUGAAAAAGAGGAAGACGAUACAGACCUAAGUAAGGAUAAAUUCAUUUCAGUACCUAAAAAGCCGGCAAAGACAGCAAGGAAAACCAAGGCGGAUGCUGGGUCAUCUUCCUCAGCUCCCAGUCGUCGAGGCAGGAAAAAAGCAACGUAAUAUAAAAAUUAAGUCUUUAACGUUAAAAACAAUUAAUGUUCCUACAAAAUUUAUAUCAAUUUAUUAUGACUAUCGUUCCCAUAGAAUUUAUUAUUUCAUUGAACCAAAUAGGAGCAAAAGACUAACUAAAUAUGUAUCUGUGCGCUAUCUGGUGAGGUUCCCUUUUUUACUUCCAUUUUCUUCUUGAUGAGCUUUUGAAUUAUUUUCUGUAUUUUAAAGGAACAUCAUUAAUAAUAAUAUAAAAGAUAAUGCCGU
Messenger RNA from Schizosaccharomyces cryophilus OY26, 5189 nucleotides. RefSeq names its product DNA replication factor C complex subunit Rfc1. Lineage: Eukaryota; Fungi; Ascomycota; Schizosaccharomycetes; Schizosaccharomycetales; Schizosaccharomycetaceae. The record is from RefSeq and is a predicted model, not a curated record. Gene Ontology annotation, biological process: DNA repair; DNA replication. Gene Ontology annotation, molecular function: ATP hydrolysis activity; ATP binding; DNA clamp loader activity. Bases 2148 to 4934 code for a protein of 928 amino acids. The transcript has 4 exons. Gene Ontology annotation, cellular component: DNA replication factor C complex; nucleus.